AUUCCCACUUUCUACUCACAAAACAUUAUCUCUUCUUUUGUGAGUAAGUAAUUGUUUAUUUCGCUCCUAAAAAAUGUCUCUCAUUAAAAUAUCAUUGUUGUCUCUCUGCUUGAUAUCUGCUCAGGCAGCUAGGUUUGACAUCGUAAACCAAUGCGCCUACACCGUGUGGCCAGCGGCCACACCCAGCGGUGGAGGUCGGCAGUUGGACCGAGGCCAAUCAUGGCCUCUGGACGUCCCAGCUGGAACCUCAAUAGGUCGAAUUUGGGGCCGAACUGGUUGCAACUUCGACGGUUCAGGCCGUGGUAGUUGUCAAACUGGUGAUUGCGGUGGUGCCCUCAGUUGCAGCUUAUCCGGUAAAAGUCCGCUCACUCUUACCGAAUUCACACUUAAUGGUUUCAACAAUCAGGACUCCAUUGAUUUAUCUGUGAUUGAUGGUUUCAACAUUCCAAUGCAGCUUAGUUCAACCUCUAAUGCAUGCAACAAAGUAUUAAACUGCAGGGAUUCUAAUUGCCCUGAUGCUUAUCAUCACCCCAAUGAUGUUAAAACGAAUACAUGCCCAGGUGGUACCAACUACAGAGUUGUCUUUUGUCCUUGAAAUCGUUGAGUUGAACCUUCGUUUUCCAUCUAGUAGAUAAAACAAAAUACUAUGUUGUUUUGUGUCUGCUCUUUAAUGUAAAACAAUAGUUUACUCGUGAAAUUAUUGCUAAUAAUAAUUUCUCGAGAACGCAAUAUAUGGAAUAAAUGGUCUUACUUA
Molecule: messenger RNA, 754 nt
Organism: Medicago truncatula (barrel medic)
Lineage: Eukaryota; Viridiplantae; Streptophyta; Magnoliopsida; Fabales; Fabaceae
Product: thaumatin-like protein
Exons: 1
Coding region: 74-595 (173 amino acids)
Source: RefSeq, a predicted model, not a curated record